UUCAUCUGGAUAAUUCGAAUUCAAUAAAAUGGGAAAGUCUAAUUCCCAUCCACCACCUCCAGUAUUUGAUGAACCAUGGAGGAAAAUGCCUUGGGGGAAUAAACAUGAUUUAGAAGAGACACUAAGGAACUUUACGCUUAGCAAUCCUGAUGUUAAUAUGGUCAGAAUUCUGAUUGUUGGUGAAGUCGGAGCAGGAAAGUCCAGCUUUAUAAAUUCCAUCAAUAAUACUUUCCAAGGACGAAUCACCUCUGGGGCUCUUGUUGAUGCAACAUCUGGAACCAGUUUCACAAAAGUUUACAAAACUCAUAAGGUCAGAGGAAAGGACGGCUCCAUUCUGCCUUUUGUCUUCAAUGAUAUCAUGGGACUUGAACCUGCAGAUGAUAAAGGUGCACAUGUACAGGACAUUAUUUCAGCUUUAAGGGGGUUUCUGAAGGAAGGAUACAAAUUUAACCCUGCUAACCCCAUUUCCAAGGAUGACAGCGACUACAAAAACAAUCCCAGUGUUUCUGAUCAAAUCUUCUGCCUGGUCAACAUUAUAUCAGGUGACAAAGUGUCAUUCAUGGAUGAUAAGGUUUUUCAGAAGAUGAAAAAGAUCCGUGAGGAGGCUUCAAAACAUAAUAUGCCUCAAGUAAUCGUCAUGACAAAAGUGGAUAAAGUCUGCCCACUGGUUGAAAAGGACCUGACUAAAGUCUACACCAGUAAGAAGGUCAAAGAAAAGAUGCAACAGUGUAGCAAUCUGCUGGGUGUUCCAAUGAACAACAUUUUUCCAGUAAAGAACUACCAUGAGGAGUCGGACACAGAUGUUAACAUGGAUGUUCUGAUUCUCAAAGCACUUGACCAGAUUGUGAAUAUUGCUAAUGAUGCUCUGAUUGAGCUAAACCCUUGCGACGAAAAUGAGUGAAGGCAUUUUUCUCCCCUACACUAGAGUGGCCAUAGCAUAGGUAAUAUUAAUAAAUAAAGCAAAAAUAACAGUAAAUAAAGUGAUAUGAUUACCGGUGUUACUGAGGUAUGCCUACUGUAUUAUGGCCUUUUCAUAUCGUUGCCGCGAAAGUUUCGUAUCUUUGCCGCGUUUGUAUCAGCGUCUAAAUUAUAUAGCUUUUCCGUUUAUUAUUUAAGAAUCAUAAUCGGAAUUUCAGCUGCACACCAGAUUUACCUCGAUCACCAGGGGGCGAUAUUACACUUUAGUGCUGUUCUCAGCUACCUUAUUGGUUUCUUCAACUUCCAUUAGCAAAUUGUGCGCUUUUAAAACUCAAUGCUUUUUUCUUUUGAAUUUAGCAUCUGGACAUUUUCUUUUCUCUCUUUUGUCGCAUGCUUUUUUUUUUUUUACAAACACCAGCUUCAGUCUCAGCUAAAUAAUGAGUUUGAUCCACACUAUUUUCCACAGUUUUGUCAGUUUUUACAAGGAAGUAAGUGAUUUCUUCAGUCAGCCAGUAAUGAUCGCCAUGUUAGAUUGAAAAGUAUUUUUUUUUAUUUUUCUUCCUAAUAAAGAUA
Molecule: messenger RNA, 1491 nt
Organism: Clarias gariepinus (North African catfish)
Lineage: Eukaryota; Metazoa; Chordata; Actinopteri; Siluriformes; Clariidae
Product: interferon-induced protein 44-like
Exons: 7
Coding region: 29-901 (290 amino acids)
Source: RefSeq, a predicted model, not a curated record